This is a messenger RNA of Boleophthalmus pectinirostris (great blue-spotted mudskipper), 2258 nucleotides long. RefSeq names its product activin A receptor, type 1 like (gene acvr1l). NCBI's taxonomy places the organism in Eukaryota, Metazoa, Chordata, Actinopteri, Gobiiformes, Gobiidae. Gene Ontology annotation, biological process: dorsal/ventral pattern formation; transforming growth factor beta receptor signaling pathway; BMP signaling pathway. Gene Ontology annotation, molecular function: transforming growth factor beta receptor activity, type I; ATP binding; SMAD binding. Gene Ontology annotation, cellular component: plasma membrane; BMP receptor complex. The record is from RefSeq and is a predicted model, not a curated record.
GGUGAUGCUGGGUGCUGUUGGGUGCUGUUGGGCGCCGCUCCGCUCCGCUCCUCUCCCACCGAGAACCACAACAACAACAACAACACGACCCGGGCUUGUCUUCCACCGCGAUGCCCCCGUCUCCCCACGCCGCGCGAUGAGCUAGUUCCCCCGGGGGCCGCAGUGAAGAUGGGAGUGUGCAGUGUCCCUGUGCUUCUGCUCCUGCUGCAAGUCUUGCACAUAUCAGCUGAGGACACAGAUGGUCCACUGGUGUGUGCGUGUGACCGGUGCCAGGGGGCGCUGGAGUGCCGGGGCGCCCGUUGCUUCUCCUCGGUCAAACUGGAGGGCGGCGCUGCUCUGUUCGAACGAGGCUGCCUAAAGAACGACCAGCAGACCCUCCUCCAGUGCUCCACCUCCCCCUCCCUCAACAAGGCCAUCCUCUGCUGCGCCCAGGACCUGUGCAACGGCAACAGCACCCGCCGAGCGCUCAUGGCCCUGCUGCCAUCAGCUCCAGAGGGCGAGCCGGUGCCCUAUCGCGUGGAGACUCUGGCCCUGUUCAUCCUGGCCCCUGUGCUGGUCCUGGUGCUGCUGUCUGUAGUGUCCGUGCUGGCCUGCAGGAGGCUCCACCACGGCAGACUGCAGAGGCUACAGGAGUUUGACACCGAGCAGGGCACCAUCGAUGGACUCAUCUCCUCCAACGUGGGCGACAGCACUCUGGCGGAUUUGUUGGAUCACUCUUGCACUUCAGGGAGCGGCUCUGGUCUCCCCUUCCUCGUCCAGAGAACUGUGGCCAGGCAGAUCAGUCUGGUGGAGUGUGUGGGAAAAGGGCGGUAUGGGGAGGUGUGGAGGGGCCAGUGGCAGGGCGAGAACGUGGCGGUGAAGAUCUUCUCGUCCCGGGAUGAGAAGUCCUGGUUCAGAGAGACGGAGAUCUACAACACGGUGCUGCUCCGGCACGACAACAUCCUGGGCUUCAUGGCGUCGGAUAUGACCUCUCGGAACUCCAGCACGCAGCUGUGGCUCAUCACUUACCAUGAGAACGGCUCGCUCUACGACUACUUGCAGCGCGUUGCCGUGGAGACGUCGGAGGGGCUGGCCAUGGCGGCGUCCGUGGCCAGCGGGUUGGUGCACCUGCACACGGAGAUCUUUGGCACGGAGGGCAAACCGGCCAUCGCCCACCGAGAUCUGAAGAGCAAGAACAUACUGGUGACCAAGGACCUGCGCUGCUGCAUCGCCGACCUGGGUCUGGCAGUGACCCACUCGCAGGCCGACAACCUCUUGGACGUGGGCAACAACCCGAAGGUGGGCACCAAGCGCUACAUGGCCCCGGAGGUCCUGGACGAGAGCAUCCAGACGGACUGCUUCGACGCCUACAAGAGGGUGGACAUCUGGGCGUUCGGGCUGGUGCUGUGGGAGAUCGCCCGCCGCACCUACAGCAACGGCAUCGUAGAGGAGUACAAGCCUCCGUUCUACGACCAGGUGCCAAACGACCCGAGCUUCGAGGACAUGAGGAAGGUGGUGUGUGUGGAGCAGCAGAGGCCAUUCAUCCCCAACCGCUGGUUCUCAGAUCCAACUCUUUCGGCCUUGGUGAAGCUGAUGAAGGAGUGCUGGUACCAGAACCCGUCGGCGCGCCUCACUGCCCUGCGCAUCAAGAAGACUCUGGACAAGAUCUACAGCUCUUUGGAGAAGGGCAAAGAAUCCUGAAAACCACUCUCCAAUGUGGCUCCUGACAUGGACCUAAAGGAGGACCACUCAUUUUACUGUCCAGGCUUUUUUUGGUACCUUCCACCACCUCGGCUCUCUUCCCUUGUCUUAAAUACAGACCACUCCAUGUUCUUCUCGAAACUUGACGCCUAUUACGGACUGCCUUAGACCCUGGAACGGUUGUGGUUUUCCAAAGUUUGAGAUGGGACUGGCAUUACGCUGAAAGACAAUCAACACAUGCCAAGAAAUGCCACAAUAUCAAAUGUUCACUUAACAAAGGAAAAAGCCAACUUAAACCACCUUAAAGAACACAUAUUAUGCUUUUUUUUUUUGGCUUUUCGUUAGUUCUCUUUUAACAUGUUUUUAUCUGUUGGAGCUCCCUCUGCUGUCAACAAUGAGAAAUUAGCUGUGAACACUAUUUGACAGAAGAAGCUAGAGAUGCACCGAUCCAGUACUGAUAUCGAAUAUCUGUGCCGAUCCUGAAAGAUUUGCUUGAUCGGAAUAUUAGUUCUAAUAUUCUGAUGGGUUUUAUAAUAAAUUGAUGCAUUAAAACUAUUUAGUGGUUAUAGUUGAGCCCC